AUGGUUCUAUCAAACUUGCAGCCAGAAGACUCUGACGAAUCAUUGGAACUUUCGUCCUCCAAAAGCCAGACUGUUAAUAGUCACGAUGACUUUGUUAUUCGUGAACUGUUGAUGCAUGGGUUGAACCUCUCUCGAGCGAUUAAAAUCUACAAGGAAAGAUUGCCAGAAGAAAAGAUUGUGGCAAUUGCACGAAGACUCUUGAUUGAAAUUGCAAAUUGGGACGAUGAUUCAGAAGCUAGUCUGGGAAAUGGCAGAAUCAACAGGAAUCAGCAUUUCUGUGAUAUUGGGAUUGGUAUUCUUCGCCGUUCACCUUACGAUCUUUCGAAGGGAUCGGAGCUCUUGAUGCAUCACAUCACUAACCUAUCACAAAGUGCUCCCGAAGACUUUUUCGAUCCCAUCUUUUCUCACAUAAUGAGUGACCCUGUGGUCAUUUCAUCGGGAUUCGUUGUGGAUCGAAGUACUGCCCUCAAGAAAGGUUCCGGGAACCUUAAGUUUGCUACCUGUCCGUGGUCACGAGUGCCACUGGAUCCCAAGGUUUAUCCUGCUUUGCGAUUGAAGCAGCAGAUGACAGAAUUCAAGUCAGGUCGGGUUGGUGAAAUGAUUGAAACUGCAUCUCUUUUGCUCAACGCCAAGAACAAUCGCGACUUUUGCAACGUCAUCGAGCUGGCGCAGGAGUUUAUGAACGACAUUGGGCCCAAAGGUCACCGGACCCUUGCAAUGCAAUUGGCACAGUUAGGUCUUUCCACGUUGGACCUGGGACCUUCCGACACUGGAUUAUGCGUACUUCAGCCAUCUUUGUUGACCAAGCAGCUUUUGAUGCUGUAUGCAUUGAAACCGGAAAAUCUCUUGGAAGGGUACCUCCCUGGAAAGGUUCUCGAGAUAUGCAAGAUGGCACAAAAGGCAAUUGACACCCAUCAGUUUGAUGAAGCUGAAAAGUGGCUUGCCUGCUGCACCGAGAUUCAGGACCAGUGUCAGGAUAUGCUGUCUGGUGACAAGGAAAUACCUGUCGCUGAAAUGUAUUUGAAUCUUGCCAAGAAACGCGGAUAUGACAACUUGGUACCAUUCCAAAGAAAAGUCUAUCUUGGGUUCCUUCGUGAUGGCAAGGCUGCCGCAGCCCAGAAGUUUUUGGAAAAGGAAGGCAUUUUUGCUAUUGAUUUGCGAGAUCUUUCGCCAUGCUUUUUUGGAAGGGGUACCCUUUCAAGCUCCAUUAGCAAUGAUCGAUGGAACGAAGGCUGCCGAUCCUCGGCUCUAGAAGGCAAAGUGUCCCAUGUCGUUGUGGCCGCUAACAACUUUCGGGAUCAAGGGUGGGGAAAUAGAAAGGGUGUUCUUGCACUUGGUUUGUACAGCCCCAAUGAUGAAUUGAUCGUUCGUUGCAACUUGUUUGGGACAUAUCGAACCGAAGCAUAUUCCUCCAAGUUUCCCCGUUCAGUAGCCUACCGACUUUUGGAAUCGGAUCAAGAAGUUGUUUCAAAAUGCACACCUGGUUGCUACUACAAGUUGGAGUUCAUCGUAGGAGGUGGAGGAGGCCAUAGUUUAGAGCUUGACUCUUUCAUAUGCAAGAUUUUCUACAAGGAAUGGUUCGCACAGCAAGAAUCCCCACCCAAUGGGUGCUACCGCAUGCAUGAUCCAGAAGGCGAUGCAGGAAUCUUUCUGGGUAAUGUCAAUGGAGAAGGUGUAGCACAUGGUAAAGGUCGACUCGAAUACGACGAUGGUAUUACUUUUGUCGGGACUUUUGCCGGCGGCCUGAUGUUGGAGGGAACGAGCUACCAGAAUGGACAGGCUGUUCAUACGAUGGUGAGAGGAGUCUGGACAUCCGGAAGCUGUCUUGGAAAUCCCGAUGAAACUGUGGUAGCAAGAUUUCCUUUGGAUACCCAUAAUAUUACUGAAACGGAAGAAUGA
Cylindrotheca closterium is the source of this 1899-nucleotide messenger RNA. The record is from the annotation of a GenBank genome assembly. Lineage: Eukaryota; Bacillariophyta; Bacillariophyceae; Bacillariales; Bacillariaceae.